Messenger RNA from Humulus lupulus (European hop), 480 nucleotides. RefSeq lists its product as uncharacterized. The transcript is spliced from 2 exons. NCBI's taxonomy places the organism in Eukaryota, Viridiplantae, Streptophyta, Magnoliopsida, Rosales, Cannabaceae. The record is from RefSeq and is a predicted model, not a curated record. Bases 1 to 480 code for a protein of 159 amino acids.
AUGGCUACAGAUCCUCAAACUCAAUCUUCGACCGAUCAAAGCUCAAAUCCUCCUGGAGAUCCUCAAACACAGUCAGCCCAAAGUAAUCCAAGCAUACCGCUCACUAUGAUCAAGAAUCCUCUGGAAGAUCCGUCAAAUCCCUAUUUCUUGCAUCAUGGAGACAAUCCGGGCAACACUCUCGUAUCACAGCCAUUAACAGGACAAGACAACUACACUUCAUGGAGUAGAGCCAUGCUUCUUGCCAUUUCGGUCAAAAACAAGAUCGGCUUCCUUGAUGGUUCAAUCUCUAAGCCAUCAAUUUCAGAUCCUGUUCUUCACACUGCCUGGAUCAGGAACAACAACAUGGUAAUCUCUUGGAUCUUAAAUUCUGUUUCUAAAGAAAUAUCGUCUAGUAUAUUGUACGAUGAAUCUGCCUCAACUAUCUGGUCAGAUCUUAAGGCCAAGUUGUGUUUGUCAUGGGUGCACUUGUGGAGGUGUUAA